AUAUUGAUAGAUGGCGUUCAAGUGAAGUCGCUUUGAGUUUUAUCCUAAUAAUACGAAUUACUGUCAUCUAUUUAUAUAGAAGUGAAAUAUUUUUGCUUUAUAGAGUCUGAAAACAUUAUAAAACUGAUAUAAUCCCUUUUCAUUAUCAAAUUGUUAUUUUUUUAAACGAAAAAUGGCUUUUAUAUUCCAACGUUCGCUGGGUUCUUUCAAGGUCGGACGAUGGCAACAUGUCCCCUUAAAUCUAUUUCCAAGAAAUAGUAGAUAUAGUCACACUGUUGACGGGCAUAUGAAACAAUCAGCUCUUUAUAUUAGUCCAUAUGACAAGAAAAAUUCUUCAGUUGUCAACGUAGAUUUAAAUUUAAAGGAAAUUAUUGAAAAUGCUAAUAAUGUUGCAACUAAUAUUAAAUUACGACAAAUGAACGUGAAUGUUUAUAAAUUGUGUGCGGACCAUAAAGCAUAUGAGGAAUUUGAAAUAGCCUUGAAAACCAUUGAAGACCAAAGAAAAAGUGUUACAGCAAAAGUUUCAGAAUUAAUUGCUGCAAAAGAUAAUUCGAAAGAGACGAUCAUAAAGGAGAUGAUUGAAAAGGGAAAGCUUUUAAGAUCUGAGAUGAAUGAUUUAAAGAAAAAAAUGAGCGAGCUGGAGGAAACAAUAAUGAAAAGGGCCUUGAUUAUACCCAAUCUUAUUCACCCUUCAGUCCCAGAUAAUGAUAAAGUUCUGCGGUCUAAAAAUGAAGAUCUGUGUUCUCAAUUAGAGGAUAAUAUAAAGAGCCAUUUAAAUAUAGGACGUCGGAAAGGUUCUAUCAUUUACAGACCAUUAUCGCCUACGGCUUUCUAUUUGCAAGGUGAAGCGGCAGCCUUAGAGAGGAGCCUAACAAGUUUAGUGAGCAAGCACUUAAGAAGUAAAGAUUACCAAUUAUGGCAUUGUCCCCACUUCAACAAAGCAUUUAUUUUAGAGGCUUGCGGUUACGAUUUUGCAGAUCAUAAACAAGUACUACUAAUCGAUCAAGAAGUUAUAGAAGAUGACCAGAAAGUAGAUACCAACCUCUAUCUGACUGGAACAUCUUUACCAUCGUUUGUUGCUUUUUUCGCAAGAACUGUCGUUGAUCAGAAUAGUUUGCCCAUCAAAGUUUAUAGCGUUGGGGAGGAGUAUAUUUCCAAUGUAGAUAACAAAUCGUUUUGCGCGGAUGAUCUACUAUCGACAAGGCAAAUAACGAGUGUUCGACUAUUCAGUGCCUCAGCGAAUAAGGAAGCUGCAUAUGACUUAUAUGAAAACCAUUUAUCAGAUUUAUGGGAAUUUUAUGAAAGCCUUGAUUUACCGGUAAAAUUAAUUAGUCGUCCUCCCAGAAAGUUAAGACGUGAAGAAAGUGCUAGAGUAGACAUAAAACUUUGGAUGCCAAGUUCGAAAGAUUACAGAACGAUUGCUACUGUAUCGAUGCUAGGUGACUUUGUAAGUCGGCGAUUGAUGAAUAAAUACCAGGCAGGGCAAACAAACGCUUAUUUACAUAUGACUCAUUCUUGUGCAAUGAACGUAACGAGACUCGUCGCCGCCCUCACGGAAUAUGGAGCUCUAGAGAAGAAGGUAUGCGUUAAAGGAAUAACCAAUUUCGUGCGCAGAUUAGUCUAUAGUAUUUUCAUAACGAAUAAGUAA
Messenger RNA from Dimorphilus gyrociliatus, 1648 nucleotides. Lineage: Eukaryota; Metazoa; Annelida; Polychaeta; Dinophilidae. The record is from the annotation of a GenBank genome assembly.